Arabidopsis lyrata subsp. lyrata is the source of this 1275-nucleotide messenger RNA. Its product is annotated as chromatin remodeling protein EBS. The transcript has 5 exons. The coding region runs from base 269 to 952 and encodes 227 amino acids. The record is from RefSeq and is a predicted model, not a curated record. Lineage: Eukaryota; Viridiplantae; Streptophyta; Magnoliopsida; Brassicales; Brassicaceae. Gene Ontology annotation, molecular function: chromatin binding.
UGACUGUUUGAGGCCAAAAAAAAAAAUAACAAAGGAAAAAACUUGUAAUCUCCGUUCUGUAUAGUGAAACUUCAUCGAAUCUAGGGUUCUAGAUUUAUCUCUUCGUUCUUCUGGGAUUUGUUCUUCUUCUUCCCAUCGAUCUCGAGCUUCCGAUCUUCUAAAAAGAAUCAAUCUUGGUACAUUUCGAGUAACAGAAACGAAAACGAGAGAAAUCAAACAAAACCCAGCCUAAUCGAGCUCGUCAGUCGGUGUACAACCCCUAAAUUUCAUGGCGAAAACUCGACCUGGUGUUGCUUCUUCGGCGAAGAGCAAGCUGAGCAAGAAAGAUAUCGACUCGUACACUAUCAAAGGCACCACCAAAAUUGUUAGAGUGGGUGAUUGUGUGUUAAUGCGUCCAUCGGAUGCUGGUAAGGCUCCUUACGUGGCGCAUGUUGAGAAGAUUGAAGCAGAUGCAAGGAACAAUGUGAAGGUGCAUUGUCGAUGGUAUUACCGUCCUGAGGAAUCACUUGGGGGAAGGAGACAGUUCCAUGGAGCUAAAGAGCUCUUCUUGUCUGAUCACUACGAUGUUCAAAGUGCACACACCAUUGAAGGGAAAUGUAUCGUUCACACCUUUAAAAACUACACAAGGCUUGAAAAUGUUGGAGUGGAAGAUUAUUAUUGUAGAUUUGAGUAUAAGGCUGCUACUGGCGCAUUUACUCCCGAUCGAGUUGCUGUGUACUGCAAAUGUGAAAUGCCGUAUAACCCAGAUGAUCUGAUGGUACAAUGUGAAGGGUGCAAGGACUGGUAUCACCCAGCGUGUGUAGGCAUGACCAUUGAAGAAGCCAAGAAGCUGGAACACUUUGUAUGUGUUGAAUGCAGAUCUGAAGAAGAUGGAGCCAAAAGAUCUCAGAACGGAUUUGCUUCAGCGCCAACCAAUGAUCUUAAGGUGGAAGCCAAGCGCCGGAAAAGAUGAUGGCGGGUAAGAGCCUCUUACGAGUGCUUGAAGCUCUUUGGGUGCAGAUUUAAGUUAAAUAGGGUUUUGUCUUGUCCGUCAUUUGAUGUUGUGAAAAAGAGAGAAAGAAGAACAAGAGAGUGUGCAAAGAGCUGUAUAGCCGAAAAUUUCGUGGGAAUAACGUAUAAAAGUUUCAAGGCACAUAAGAAAUUGUUUUACUGUGGAUUGGUUGUUUCUGAAAACCACUCCUCAGAGUCUGAUGAUAACCAGGUCGUUUUGUCAUAUACAAACACGGGAUUGUGAUAACCAGGCCGGUUUUCUGGUGAUAAAGUGAUAAACCGUAU